Colletotrichum destructivum is the source of this 546-nucleotide messenger RNA. RefSeq lists its product as uncharacterized. Lineage: Eukaryota; Fungi; Ascomycota; Sordariomycetes; Glomerellales; Glomerellaceae. The coding region runs from base 1 to 546 and encodes 181 amino acids. The record is from RefSeq and is a predicted model, not a curated record. The transcript is spliced from 3 exons.
AUGACGAAGAAAAAGAACCCGCCUGGCAAGAAUCAGAGGGAUGACAAGACGGCGAAGAAAAUCCGCGACGAGGGCGCCGAGAAUUUGCGCCACAAUUUCGAGCCGAAGAAACAAGUCCAUGUGGACGAGAAAGGCAGAAAGCUCACUGUCGUCAUGGGUGGAGAAACGGAAAUGAACUUUCUCUGGGAGCAGAUGAAAACAACGCACGCGCUGCAAAGCAAGUCGGACAGUAUCGCAAACGACGUCGAGGUUCUGCGGGCGAGCCUCGCCGACCCUCAGAACGCUCAAGAUGGGAUCCAGGAAGACUUUGAGAAACUGGAGCAUGAGGCUGAAGCUCUCCAGGGUCCCAUGAGAGACACCAUUUUUGAGAAACAGAAGGCGAUAGUGGCCAACCGGGGCAUCCACGUUUUGGACUUCUUCCCACUCCACGCUGCAGCUACCUUCAAGAUGGACGACGACGAUAUUGUGACUGGAUUUGAGAAUGAACUGGCCAAGAUUGAGGGAAAGAUGAAGGAUUUACGGCUACGACUCGCCACGGAUGACUGA